Molecule: messenger RNA, 780 nt
Organism: Penicillium antarcticum
Lineage: Eukaryota; Fungi; Ascomycota; Eurotiomycetes; Eurotiales; Aspergillaceae
Product: YdcF family protein
Exons: 1
Coding region: 1-780 (259 amino acids)
Cellular component (GO): plasma membrane
Source: RefSeq, a predicted model, not a curated record
AUGUCUACGGUCGCAGACAUCAAUCUCAUCUCUGAGUUCCUCAGUGACAACCAGCAAGAUCUCUUGCCGGCCGACUGCAUCGUGAUCUGCGCAUCAGCAGUCCUCCACAGUGCCGAAGUCCUCUUCAGCACUCUGCAGCAACAACCAUCUCUCACCAAAGCCCUGGUGCUCUGCGGUGGAAUCGGCCACUCAACCAAGCUGCUCUAUGAUGCUGUGAAAGCCCAUCCUACAUUUUCUCGCAUUGCCGAUGAAAUCCAAAAUCUCCCAGAAGCAAAAGUCCUAGAAAGAAUCUUGGACGUGUUCUACGACCGAUCUCUCAUCACCAAAGAGGGAUGUCGCAUCCUUCUAGAGCCCAACUCGACAAACUGCGGACAAAAUGCAUCUUUCUGUCACAAGGUCCUUGAUGAAGCGGGCCUCCAAGCUCCGAGGACGUGUAUUGUCAUUCAAGAUCCGACGAUGAUGCUCAGGACUAAAGCUUCGUUCCAAAAGACAUACGAAGAUGUGCAGUCCCCGACUUCGAUUACUAGCUGUCCGGUCUUUGUGCCGCGCAUGCAAUUAUCUCAGGACGGUACUCUAGAAUUAUGCCCUGUCUCGACAACCUGUGAACAAUGGUCCAAAGAUCGAUUCUUGGAGUUGAUUAUGGGGGAAAUUCCCAGAUUGAGGGAUGAUAAAGACGGCUACGGGCCCCAGGGACGAGGAUUUAUUCCUCAUGUUGAUAUUCCAGAUGAUGUUGAAGCCGCUUGGUCUCGAUUGGAGAUUAUGGUAAAGAGAUCUAGAUAG